Cornus florida is the source of this 2632-nucleotide messenger RNA. RefSeq lists its product as uncharacterized. Gene Ontology annotation, molecular function: protein binding. The coding region runs from base 238 to 2217 and encodes 659 amino acids. The transcript is spliced from 8 exons. The record is from RefSeq and is a predicted model, not a curated record. Gene Ontology annotation, cellular component: GID complex. NCBI's taxonomy places the organism in Eukaryota, Viridiplantae, Streptophyta, Magnoliopsida, Cornales, Cornaceae. Gene Ontology annotation, biological process: proteasome-mediated ubiquitin-dependent protein catabolic process.
UCUCUCUAUCGUAUCUGAAUACCCACGAAAUCAUCUCUCCCUCUCCCUCUCCCUCUCACACACACACACACACACACACACACAACAUAGUACAUGAAUCUCUAAUCUCUCUCUAGUCUCUAUCUUUCCCUUUUUCUUUCUCUUUUUCUCUCACACACAAAUAGUAUAUACACCCGCAUACAUACAGACGCGUUGCUGGAGCAUGCUCGCAUGACAUGACCUAUUGAAGGGGCGACCAUGCCAACAUCAGCGUCGACGCACCGGCCGGAGGACCUGAUUGCGCGGCUGAGCUCCGCCGCCACCGACGGCGAGUCCAAGCUUAAGGCCCUGAGGGAGCUCAAGAACCAGAUCAUCGGCAACCGCACCAGGAAGCUCUCUUACAUCAAGCUCGGCGCCGUCCCCUCCGUUGUCUCUAUUCUCUCCUCCUCCGCCGACUGCCACGGCGGCGACUCUAUUUCACUCCUCCUCCAGUCCGUCGCCGCCCUUGGAAGCUUCGCUUGCGGCGUCGAUGCCGGAGUCAAGGCGGUUCUUGACGCUGGAGCUUUCCCUCACCUCUUUGGUCUCAUCUCCCAUCCCAACGACAAGGUUGUGGAUGCUGGUGCUCGCUCCCUUAGAAUGAUUUAUCAAUCAAAACUGGCUCCAAAGUAUGAUUUUCUUCAGGAGAAAAACAUGGAAUUCUUUCUUUCACUUUUAAAUAGCACGAACGAAAAUGUUACUGGACUUGGUGCAAGUAUCAUAACACAUUCUUGUGGGACAAGCAUAGAGCAGCAGGCAUUGAGUGAUGCUGGAGUACUAAAGAAGCUAAUUUGUCUUCUUGGAGGUUCCCUAAGCCAGAGAGACGCUAGUUUAGAGUCUUUAGCCACAAUUCUCAAAGAUAAUCCUGAAAUCGUUUCAAAGUUUGUGGGACCUGAAAUUGGAAGAGGAUUGAGUGCUGUAACUGAGUUGAUAAAGGAUAGGAAUCCCCGGACAAGAUUGCUUGCAUGCAUGUGCCUGAUUAUUAUAAGGAAUACCUCUCCUUGCUAUCUGGAAGAUGUGGGAAUUGAAACCAAAUUGAUAUUAAUCUUACUUGAGCUUCUUGAUAAUCCUGGUCAAGUUGGAGAUGAAGCUGCCUUUGCUUUAUCUAGUUUGAUUGUGGAAAAGGAGGAUAUGCAAAAGUUAGCAUUUGAGGCAAAUGUUGUCGAUAAACUCUGCAACCAUUUGCAGAAAGGUCCAUUGCAGACCAAACGCCAUCAAGGAAUAUUGCUAGCAUUGGCUGAUCUAUGCUCCAAGUUAGAAAGCUGCAGGUCUAGGCUCCUAUCAUUGCAGGUCCUGAACUUGGUAACUGAUGCACUAGCUCAUGAUAGUGCUGAUGUACGUGCUGCGGCUUGCAUUUGUUUAAGAAGUGUUUCUCGGUCAGUUAAGAAUCUGAGUGCAGGUCAGUUUAUGAAUGAAAUUAUUGUCGUUCCCUUGGUUCAGCUUUUAUAUGACACAUCUACAUAUGUCCAGGUUGCUGCUCUUGGUGCUGUUAGCAACAUAGUGGUUGAUUUUACAACCCAGAAGUCCACAUUCAUACAAUGUGGAGGUGUAAAGCAGCUUGUUCAGCUAUCAAAAUCAAUGGAUCCUAUGAUUAGGGUAAAUGCUGUAUGGGCUUUGAGGAACUUGACGUUCCUUAAGGAUAAUAGGUGUAAAGAAGAAAUUUUUUUGGAGCUCACAGUAUCUACAUUAGCCAGCCUCAUCUGUGACCCUGAGCCUUCUGUCCAAGAGCAAGCUUUGGCUCUUGUGCGGAAUCUUGUUGAUGGAUUAAUAGACUCUGUUGAGUAUGUCUUUGCUGAGGAUGGUCUUAUAUUACGCGCUGUAGGAAGGCAAUUGCACACUGCUUCUAAAGCUGAUGUUUUGAUUCAGGGAAUGUACGUGUUCAACAAUUUGGCAUCUGGGAAUGAGUUUCACAAGGAAGCAGUUAUGGAUCAACUUUUUACACAAGCCGGCAACUGCACCCAAUCAAUUAUGAUCAAGUUUUUGCAGAGUAAUGACAGCCAAUUACGUACGGCUGCUGUCUGGACUUUGGUAAAUCUCACCUUCCCAAGCACUCCUGGUGCCUUUGGUCGGAUUUUGAAACUACGAAAUGCGGGCAUUGUUUCUCAGUUAAAGAAUAUGGUUAACGAUCCCUGCCCGGAUGUAAAGCUUCGUGUAAAAACAGCACUUGCGCAAUCUACUCCUUCAGUUGAUGGCUCGACAUGAAUAUUUGCCAUUUGGUUGAACUCAGAGCCAAAGCAAGAGAUUUUGAUGCAGGUUGGUGCUUUGGCCUCACCACAAUUUGUAAAAUAUCAUAAUCACUUCCACCAACAGCCUACAACAACAUGGUAUGCAUCAGUCAAGGUUUGUAUUGACGUUUUUAUGGUCAUACCAUUUGGGGCAUUUGUUUUGUACCAUUGUGCCAGUUGAAAUGAGCUCUAUUUAUAUUACUUUAGGGAAAUAAGUAGUAAUCUUAUUAUAUCAUAUGAGUGGUGCAAGUUCAAGAAAACUUGUAAUUACCUUUUGCGUGAAUGUUUAUAGAACGGUUUUUGAAUCUUACAUCUGCAACCAUGUAUUGUGAAGUAAUUUUGUUUACCUUGUAUGCCUAAGCGAUUUAUUAAUUUCACGGGUUAUUUUCCCA